Saccostrea cuccullata (small rock oyster) is the source of this 1049-nucleotide messenger RNA. RefSeq lists its product as uncharacterized. Bases 245 to 916 code for a protein of 223 amino acids. Lineage: Eukaryota; Metazoa; Mollusca; Bivalvia; Ostreida; Ostreidae. The transcript is spliced from 6 exons. The record is from RefSeq and is a predicted model, not a curated record.
GUACUUCUUAGGAAUCAGUAAUCCGUGUCAUAACGUCGGCACAAAGCGCCUUAAUAUAUAAUGUUAUUUAAAAAUACACUGUGAUAUACUUAUCGCGACCAAAUCGCUAAUGCGCUAGAUUCCAAACAGUUGAUCUGCACCGACCAACUCUGUUGGUAGGGAUUUCUAGACGCUAAGUGAAAAUACAGAGGACAUGUGAAGAAUUCCUCUUACGGUUUAGGACGAUUAACUAAAACGCGCGGAAAUGUCGAUGGACUUUCGGAAAAAUACAUAUCGGCCAAAUAGGCCCGAUUCUAGAUUUCGGACGAGCUAUGCAUUAAUGUCACAGUGGAUGCUGCAGCUAGGAAAGAAAUCAAUGGGUCCGGUGGAGGGGUAUGUUUCACAACCUGAUUUUCCAGCCAAACACAGUGCUGGAAAUGUUUACGGUAGAAGAUCCAGAAUGAUGAUCAAUUCAGAUGGCGCGCCUAGUCCCUACAACCCAGAUGCCGCUCAGCUGGCAGCGAUGGAUGAAUCUAUCCCUCCACAUCUACGCUAUUCCACAAACAACGGAUAUGAUGAUUUCCACAAAUCGUACCAGCAAAUCAGUCAACAGUUUCCCAAUAAGCAUUUCCCAGUCUUCGGUCCUCCAAAACUUAGACAUGGCCGAGCAGGCGGGUCUUGGCGACACGUUAAGGAAGUGCUACAAGCCGGAGGGCGACGUAUUGUGUUUGUAGAUGGUCAAAUUGCUUAUGAAGAUAGCAUAAAGAUUGAUGAUGUACCCGGUGGCCAUUUAAUGAAACCAGAAGGCCGUCAAAGACGACCUCUAAGUAGAAGUUUGUCCGUGUCACAAAACCGAGAUGGCAGACCAGAUGGAUCAAUACAUGGUCUUGAAAAGAAGAAAGGAAUGGAACAAGUUAACUGGGCCGUGAUUCGAUAAGCAUUAUUAUAUUGUACAAUAGACUAUUUAUAAUGACACUGUUGUAUUACCACUACCAGUAUUACCCAUUGUUUGUUGAUUUUUAUUUCAUUUUAUAUUUGAACAUUCGUAAAUAAAAUUAUCAGAAUUCUGA